This is a messenger RNA of Frankliniella occidentalis (western flower thrips), 939 nucleotides long. RefSeq lists its product as uncharacterized. The coding region runs from base 1 to 399 and encodes 132 amino acids. The record is from RefSeq and is a predicted model, not a curated record. The transcript is spliced from 4 exons. NCBI's taxonomy places the organism in Eukaryota, Metazoa, Arthropoda, Insecta, Thysanoptera, Thripidae.
AUGCUGCGCCGACUGUACAAGCGCAGCCCAGCUCGUCCCAUAGCCGUGGUCAGUGAGCCACUCAGCUACCCGAUUCACCUCCGCGAUCCUCCGCGACUAGACCGUGCUCGAAAAGAACUCUCCAGUGUACAAGUUUUCCAGUGUUGUGCGUCGCCGUUCUCAGCGCGCGUGCUGCGUCGAGAAACAACAGAUCAUCCUGCUUGUGUUCGACUGGUAUUUGAGGGACCAAGACUUGGCCGCACUUUCCUCUGCAUAAUUAAGUGGAAGCCGGGUCUCCGUGGACGUCUGGAGCCGGCUGCGAUGAGGUGUGGGCGAGUCACUCUACCGCCGCGGGACCCGCUGUGCCGUCUGCAGUUUAGCCUGCGGCAACUCACGGUAACCAGCGUCAUCAGAGGUUAGAGUCAGAUAGGGCCUUUGGCUGCUGUGGGCUAGGGUUCAGGGGUUAGGUUCCCACUCCCACCCAGAGUCCUUCACACAUUCACAACACAUUCACAACACACGACCGGUACGACAGUCGCGGCGUAAAGCGGAACGGGACUAAAGCGAGAGUCGCGACGGCGCGAGCGGCGCGAGCGUGGUUGUUGUCAAGCUCAUCGUCUUUGGAAGAGAGGAAACAAAAUUGAAGAUGUUGAAGACGCAUUGGCUUGCCGGUAAUCAGCCCCAUUUUCCUGUUUUGCCGUUUGACUUUCGGAUUGUUUCCCCUCUCAUGGUGGUUUUGUUCGCAGGGUAUGUACUCGCUCACUGGAGCGGACAGCAGGCUCCUGCUCGCCCUGCACUGCUGCUGGCUCCAGCCGAGAAAAAGACUGUUAGUUGGUGUGGUGUGGGAUGAAGUCGCAGCGUCUUUGAUUAUGUGUUGGGUCUCAUGACAGUCGGCCGCCGGCCGGACCUCGCCGCGACUCUGCCUGCUCGUCUCCCGAGGACAGCUGGACCAGCUCGUGG